This is a messenger RNA of Hydra vulgaris (swiftwater hydra), 1293 nucleotides long. Its product is annotated as carbohydrate sulfotransferase 11. Gene Ontology annotation, cellular component: membrane. Gene Ontology annotation, biological process: carbohydrate biosynthetic process. NCBI's taxonomy places the organism in Eukaryota, Metazoa, Cnidaria, Hydrozoa, Anthoathecata, Hydridae. Gene Ontology annotation, molecular function: sulfotransferase activity. The record is from RefSeq and is a predicted model, not a curated record.
GUAAGCAAAUAUACAACUCCUAAACAUAAAAAGAUAUUAAGCAUAAAGUUUUUUUUUCUUUUUUAUGAUGAUUACAUGAUUACAUAUAAAUGCAAGUCAAGAGACAAAUCUACAACUUGCAACACUAAUAUAUUUUAAAAAACUUAACUUCAAAAUCAAAAAACUAAUUAAAUUAUUUCACAAAAUUAUGGAAUAUAAAUCAACUUGGAUAUUAUAUAUUUGUUUUGUAUGUGUAUUGAUUCAGCAUAGCUCGGUUAACUGUACCACUCAGCACCGCGUACCACACACUAAUCUAACUGAUAAAUAUCUACGUUACGAUUUAAAAAAGUUGUUAUCAAUUGGUUGUGUUAAGGAUAUGGUGCGUUCCAAAAAUACUUUUGAUCAACAAGAGGAUAGACAAAAGAAAUUGCGAAGAUUUUGCAAACAUAAUUUUUCAAAUAAAAGUAUGGACGAGCACAUAAUCUACUCUGACAAAGAAAGCCUUCUUUACUGUUAUAUACCUAAGGCUGCUUGUACAACUUGGAAAAGAAUGUUUCAGUUAUUUGACGGAAGAAUGGAUUUAAAUCAAGUGAUGGCUGUUGAAAAAAAUGCAGUUCAUAAGCUUCACUAUGAUAAUUUUACGACUCUUGAUGCAUCGCAAAAAGCUUUCCGUAAGAAAUACUACUAUUCAUUUUUAAUAAGUCGCCAUCCAUUUGAAAGAUUAUUGUCAGCUUAUAGAAAUAAAUUUCAAGAUCCUUACACACCACAUUAUCAAAUAAAAUACGGUUCGGAGAUACUUCGUUUAUAUCGUAAAAAUCUGACGGAAGAACAGUAUUUAAAAGGGGAGGGUGUUACAUUUCGAGAGUUUAUCAGGUAUAUUAUAUCAGGAAAAAAGUUUGAUAAACAUUGGGGUCUUAUGACGCAACUCUGUUCUCCAUGUCACUUUAAGUACAAUUACUUAGGAAAAAUGGAAACAUUAUUUGAAGACGCCACUACAAUAUUAAAAAACGCUGGUAUUUCCCAAAAAUAUUCUUUUCCCAACAAUUCAAGAGAUCGCUAUCUGCCAAUUUCAACAUUAGACAUGAAAAGUCAUUAUACGAGUUUGAAGUCUUUGGAAAUAAGAAAACUAUACAACAUGUUUAAAAAUGAUUUUCUUGCUUUUGGUUAUAGCAUUCCACAUUACAUAAAAAAACUCAUAAAGAAUGUAGCAAUCAACCAGAAAGUUGAAAAUGACGACACGGAUUCAGUUGAAUAAAAUUUUUAAAAUUUGUAUUUAUAAUUUUAGCAAAAUACAUUUUAAAGUGAAUUUUUUAA